Molecule: messenger RNA, 273 nt
Organism: Penicillium atrosanguineum
Lineage: Eukaryota; Fungi; Ascomycota; Eurotiomycetes; Eurotiales; Aspergillaceae
Exons: 3
Coding region: 1-273 (90 amino acids)
Source: RefSeq, a predicted model, not a curated record
AUGCCGACCGAUAACCACGGAAAGGGUUACACGUACAAGGCUUCUGGCACCAACAGUCAGGGCAACCACUACUGUGCCCGUGACCAUGGCAGCGAUGCCCCGAGCCAGAAUUCGUACCAUUACUCUAAUCAGGAUGGCUCGUACUAUUACUCCAAUUCGGAUGGUAGCACCUACCACAACAACGGCCAGGGCGAGUCUCAGUACUCGCCUCCGGCCUCGGGCUCUUCGGGCUCGGAGUCGUCUGGCUCUAGCACCGGUUCCGAGCAGAAGUAA